AUGGCCAGCGCGUGCCCGGGCCAGAAGAACGCCAUGCUCAUCUACGAAGGCUGCAUGCUGCGCUACUCCAACGCCAGCUUCUUCGGCGACCCCUACACGUCCAACCCGAUCUUCCAGCUGGCGAACGACGAGAACGUGACGCAGCCGGAGCGGUUCAUGUCGCUGCUCGGCGUGCUGAUGAGCAACCUCACCAGGGAGGCCGCCUACGGGUCCCCGCGCAGGUUCGCAGCCGGCGAGGUCCAGCAAACAAGCUUCGUGACGCUCUAUGGCUUGGCCCAGUGCACGCGGGACACAAGCGCGGGAAACUGCAUGCUGUGCCUCGCCAUUCUCGUCGAUGCGAUCCCCAAGUGCUGUAACGGGAAGCAGGGCGGCCGGAUCUUCUCGCCGAUCUGCCAGCUCCGGUUCGAGAUUUACCCGUUCUACGACCCCCUGGCCGCCCAGGCGGCCAUGUCACCAGCGCCGGCGCCACGAAGUGGGCCAGUCAACGGCAGCGACCUUCCCGGCCCACAAAACACUGGAAGUAAUAGCACAGUCAGGACAGCACUUAUUAUUGUCUCGAUUCUUGCUGCUGUCAUGCUGCUGCUGUUUGUUGCUGCCUAUGGCUGCAAGAAGAACAGAAAACCAUACAAGCACGUGCAGAUAGUAAGAGACGGACACGGGGCUGAAGAAGAAGAAAUGAGAAGUUCAGAACCUCUCACAUACGACCUGAGUACUCUGCGAGCUGCAACUGACAAUUUUUCAGAGGAAAAUAAGCUCGGGGAAGGAGGGUUUGGGCCAGUCUACAAAAGUACCCUACCAGAUGGGCAGGUGAUUGCAGUGAAGAGACUCUCCAGAACUUCGAAACAAGGGCAUGUGGAGAUGAAGAACGAGGCUGUCCUAGUUGCAAAGCUCCAGCACAAGAACUUGGUGCGGCUUCUAGGCUGCUGCGUCGAGGAAGACGAGAAGCUCCUUAUCUACGAGUUCCUCGCCAACAAGAGCCUCGACAAGAUCCUUUUUGGUGCUCGCUUGACCAUAAUCCUUGCAUGUCAGGCCACUCGGUCCUUUUGUUUACUGAUGAGUGAGCUCAACUUUCAGAUCCUAUAA
Miscanthus lutarioriparius is the source of this 1083-nucleotide messenger RNA. Lineage: Eukaryota; Viridiplantae; Streptophyta; Magnoliopsida; Poales; Poaceae. The record is from the annotation of a GenBank genome assembly.